AUGAGAGUGGCGCUCGAUGGCGACGGCGGCUGCGUUCUGUAUCAGGAGGAGGCGAUCAGCGACUUGCUGCUAGAACAUGGCUUCAUGGACGCAAAAUCGACAUUUACACAGAUCGGCGCCGACUGCUAUCAAAUGCAGUCGAUCGACAGCGUGCAACUCAAGGCCACGAGCACGAAUGGAGCGCCUAUAAAUAGAGAAUUCCAGUCGCUCGUCGGAUCUCUGCUUUGGGUCGCGCGGUGUACGAUAUUCGACAUUGCGUUCGCCGUUCACAAGACGAAGCGACAGACGCGUGAACCGUGGCUUCACGAUUGGAAGCCCGCGAAGCGUGUGGAUCACUACCUUGAGGGAACGAAGACGAUGAAGAUCAACAUGAAGCCAAGAAAUGUCGGGUGCGCGUCUAUCAAGAUCUUUCAUUUAACGACGCCGACUUUGCCCCAGAUAAAAGCGACAGGAAGUCGUUGA
This is a messenger RNA of Peronospora matthiolae, 462 nucleotides long. Lineage: Eukaryota; Oomycota; Peronosporomycetes; Peronosporales; Peronosporaceae. The record is from the annotation of a GenBank genome assembly.